Molecule: messenger RNA, 453 nt
Organism: Metarhizium acridum CQMa 102
Lineage: Eukaryota; Fungi; Ascomycota; Sordariomycetes; Hypocreales; Clavicipitaceae
Cellular component (GO): intracellular anatomical structure
Source: RefSeq, a predicted model, not a curated record
AUGGCAACGCCCAAGACGGCCCAGGAUGUCAUCGCGGCGCUCAACCUGGCCCCCCAUCCGGAAAAGGGCUACUACGUCGAGACGUUCCGGGACCCAGAGACAUCUGCCGAUGGCCGCGCCCCCAGCACGUACAUCUACUACCUCCUCGAGGGCGAGUCAGGGCUGUCGCACUGGCACCGCGUGGUCGACGCCGUCGAAGUGUGGCAUUACUACGCCGGCGCGCCGCUGCGGCUCUCGCUGUCGUGGGACGACGGCAGGCCCGUCCGCGAUGCGGUUCUUGGCCCCGACAUCUGGAACGGCCAGCGGCCACAGGUUGUCGUUGAGCGCGGCGAGUGGCAGCACGCGCAGUCCCUGGGGGACUGGACGCUGGUGGGAUGCUCCGUGGCGCCGGGUUUCGAGUUUGCGGGCUUCGAGAUGGCCGAGCCGGGCUGGGAGCCAAAGGGGACUGCCUAA